AUGGUUGGCGGAACGAACAACCAAGACACUGGUAACCAGGAAAACCAAGGGAACCAGGGAAAUGGCGGUGCUCCACCACCUCCACCUCCCAAGAGGACACUCAAAGAUCUUACAUCCCCAUCGUUUGAUCAACAAAAGUUGUGUGUCAACUUGGAAGAUUCAAUUAAGCUCAAAUCUCAGUUGAUUCAUUGGUUACCAAAGUUCAAAGGGCUUCCAGGAGACGAUCCAAAUCGUCAUUUACUAUUGUUUCAACAUAGGUUGACAAGUUUGAAGCCAACUGGAACUGAUCAAGGAAGAGCUUUACUGACAGCAUUUCCAUUCUCUUUGAUUGAUUCUGCAGAAGAAUGGUUUUAUGGUCUUCCACCUGGAAGUAUCACAACAUGGAAUGAGAUGCAGAGAGCGUUUCUUGAAAAGUACUUUCCCGCCUCUAAAGCAGCAAUUAUUCGUAAAGCAAUUAGUGGGAUUGAAAAAAUUACUGGUGAGACUCUUUACGACUAUUGGGAACGGUACAAGAAGUUGCUAGAGAGCUUCCUACAUCAUCAAAUCUCUGAGCAAAUCAUAGUGCAGUAUUUUUAUGAUGGUUUGCUCCAAUCCAAGAGAAAUCUUAUUGAUGCAGCUAGUGGUGGUGCUUUGACAAACAAAACCAUUGACGAAGCAACGAAAUUGAUCGAGAAUAUGACUGCAAACACGCAGCAAUUCAACUCAAGAGGUGUGUCAAUGGGUCGAAGGGUUAAUGAGGUUACUUCUUCACCACACAUAGAACAUAGGAUUGGUAACAUUGAGAAGAUGAUUCAAAAAAUGGCCGCAGUAAUCAUUCCCUCUUAUGAGAUAGAAGCUGAACAAGUCAAUGCAGUAUUCCCGAAUCAGCAGAGACAAAGCUAUGCGAAUACGCAAGCAGCAUCUCCAGGGACGGUUUUUAAUCGCCCUAGUGGUUUCCAACAACAACCACAACCAGCGCAGAACUCAAAAUCAUCAGAGAUGCUUGCUACGAUGAAGAAUCUAACCACAAUGGUGCAAAAAAAUCAGCAAACGACUGAUGGUGCAAUCAAGGAGUUGCAGACACAAAUGAGCACCAUGGCAGGUAUAUUGAACCUUUUGGAGACGCAGAAUAGUGGGAAACUCCCUUCUCAACUUAUUAAUCCUAGAGAAACUGUUAAUGCUGUGACAUUGAGAAGUGGUACACGAACUGUGCAACCAGAAGAUGCUGAGAAAAGCAAAGACCCCAAGGGGUCGGUUUUGGAGAAAGAGAUUACUGACUCUUCCCAAACCGAUGAGGUACCUAAAACAAACUCUAAACCUCUUGUUUCAACUUAUGUUCCUCCUUUACCAUUUUCUGGCAGGUUUGCUAACAAAAAUGUGGAACAAGACAAAGAGAUUUCAGAUGUACUCAAAAAGAUUCAUGUGAAUAUCCCGCUGAUAGAUGCAAUUAGGCAGGUACCUAAGUACGCAAGAGUUUUGAAAGACCUAUGCACCAAGAAGAAACGAUUAACCGGUAAUGAGGUGAUGAGUGUGGGGGAAAACGUUUCUGCUAUCCUCCAAAAGAAACUCCCACCUAAAUGCAAGGAUCCAGGUAGUUUCGAUAUACCUGUUGUGAUUGGUAAUAAAAGGUUUGGAAAAUCUAUGCUUGAUUUAGGAGCAUCAGUUAAUGUUAUGCCCGCAUCUAUUUAUGAGUCUUUGAAUUUGGGUUCUUUGAAAGAAACCCGUAUUGUUCUUGAACUAGCUGAUCGUUCUAAUGUUUACCCUAGAGGUAUUAUUGAAGAUGUGCUUGUGCAGGUGAAUCAACUCGUAUUUCCAUCUGAUUUCGUUGUAUUGGAAAUGGAUAGCGGGUCAGAUGCAUCUAUACCGCUGUUAUUGGGGAGGCCUUUCACGAAAACGGCAAGAAACGUUAUUGAUGUUGACAAAGGAACUCUCACUAUGUAA
This is a messenger RNA of Papaver somniferum (opium poppy), 1920 nucleotides long. RefSeq lists its product as uncharacterized. The record is from RefSeq and is a predicted model, not a curated record. The transcript has 2 exons. The coding region runs from base 1 to 1920 and encodes 639 amino acids. Lineage: Eukaryota; Viridiplantae; Streptophyta; Magnoliopsida; Ranunculales; Papaveraceae.